This is a messenger RNA of Sceloporus undulatus (fence lizard), 1349 nucleotides long. RefSeq names its product zinc finger protein 479-like. The transcript has 3 exons. The record is from RefSeq and is a predicted model, not a curated record. Bases 1 to 978 code for a protein of 325 amino acids. Lineage: Eukaryota; Metazoa; Chordata; Lepidosauria; Squamata; Phrynosomatidae.
AUGGCCACAGUUGAUGGGAAAGUAAAGGAGGAAAUGUUGCUUCUUCCCAAUGCAAAAACUGCAGAAAGUGCUGCCCAGACCUGCCAUGAAAACUGCAAGAAUCAAGAGGAGGUGCAACGUGUGCCAGAGAAACCGUUUCACUGCACUGAUUGUGGGAAGAGCUUCUCCCAGAGCUCUAACCUGAUAGAACAUCAGAGAAUCCACACAGGGGAGUGUCCAUUCACCUGCAGUGAAUGUGAGAAGAGCUUCAGCCGCAGCAGUACUCUUGUAGAGCACCAGCGCACCCACGCGGGUGAGAAGCCUUACAUGUGUGCUGAAUGUGGGCGGGGAUUUAGCCGCAGCUCCACCCUCACUGAUCACCAGCGUAUUCACACCGGGGAGACACCCUUCCCAUGCCGGGAAUGUGGUAAGGCCUUCAGCCGCACCUCCAACCUCGUGAAGCACUUGCUUACCCACUCGGGAGAGAAGCCAUACACAUGUCAGCUCUGUGGGAAACGCUUUUCUCUGAGCUCUAACCUCCUCAAGCAUGAGCGCACUCAUUUGAGGGAAAAGCCCUUCCCCUGCUCCCUCUGUGGAAAUCAUUUCAAGAAGAAGACCCUCCUGGUGUCCCACCAUUGUGUGCACACUGGGGAGAGGCCCUACCGAUGCGAGGAGUGUGGAAAAUGCUUCUCCCAGAGUUCUGUUCUGAUCAAACACCAGAGAAUCCACACUGGGGAGAAACCCUACAAAUGUGCAGACUGUGGUAAGAGCUUCUACGUGAGUUCAAACCUCAUCAAGCACCAGAGAAUCCAUACAGGGGAGAAACCAUAUGCUUGCUCCAUCUGCGGGAAAGCCUUCCGUUACAAGCCCCAGUUCACUCGACACCAAGCACAGGCGCACCCUGAAAAGGAGGAGAUGGAAGAAUCAUUUCCUACACUCGGUUCCUUUGGUACUUGGUCAGAGACACUUCCUCUGAUACAGAAGUCAGACAAAGCGUAGAAUAGAAAUCCUCAAUGGCUUCUUUAUGACUGUAGCAUCUCUCACUGUCUUCCUGUUUCUGGGUUUAAUCCAGGUUUAAUCAUAGGGACUCACUGAAAUAAUUGAGACUUAAGUAAUCAUGAUUGCAAUGAAUCUACUCUGUGUCUUACUCAAUCUGGAUUCAACCUUCAGUUUAACUCUAGAACCCAUUAGAGUUGUAUUCUGUGUCCCUUUCUGGCUGCAAUUUGGCUAGCUUUGGCCUCAUAAAGGAAUUUUUUUCAAGUACCUGCCUCUGAUGAAUAGAAAUUAUUUCCAGGUAACUGGGCAGGAAUGCCUAUAUAAAAUGGAAGACAGCUGGAUCUUCUCUUUCAAGUUUAAGAAGGCUAUGUAGA